Prorocentrum cordatum is the source of this 1308-nucleotide messenger RNA. The record is from the annotation of a GenBank genome assembly. Lineage: Eukaryota; Dinophyceae; Prorocentrales; Prorocentraceae.
AUGGCAAACGAAGACGCGAUGGAUCGCAUGGCGAAGGCGCUAGACAGCAAGGGGGAGGAGGCCGCAGAGGCGAAGGAGAUCUUGUCGGCGGCGAUUGAAAUUUUAGCGAGAUCGGAGAGAACGAAAAAGAAGAAGAAAAUAACGGGGACGUCCGCCUCCGACAUCGUAACGGACCGAGUUUUCAACAAGAAGACGGUGGCAGAGGCUGUGACAACACACCAGGAGAAAGUGGCCAAAAGCCCAGACGAUUAUAUAUGGUGCCGCGAUGGAUCGUACGCCGCCCCCAAGAAUCAGGUCAGGUGGUGCUGGGAAUGCGGGGAGAAAGACAAUUGGAAAAUGAUGUUCAAUUUCUUCACGAAGGAGCGGCCGCAGAAGUGGUGCACGUCCCCCGGCGUUUGGAACGAGAACUGGUUCUGGGAACAGGGCAGCCAGAACGAGCACCGCGGCCACCAUUGUUUCCCCUGCCACGCGGAGAGUACUGGCGCCGACACAGUGACGGCCAAGAAGGCUCUCCUGAAACAACUCGGCAAAACGAAUAAACAUUCAUGGGGUUCGGCCAGAUCUCGCGAGCGCGUCGACAAAUACAAGGCGUCCUUCACCGAGAUCAAGAAAGCUUUCACCGGCCUCGUGGGCUUCGCACUGGACGGCGAUGGAGGCGCCUCCUGGAGGAAAGCGACGAUGGGAGUCGAGAUCGGAAUCGACCCCAAGAGCAAGGGAGCCCAACCGGACGAGGCGGUCGACGAUCUAGGCCGAGAAUGGGCCGAGGUGCCCGAGGAGGGCUGGGCGCUGACGGGCUCUUCCUCGGCCGCCGCCAAGCCGGAGGAGCCGGCCAUGUUCGGAGCCCAGAGCUGGGACGAGUUCGUCGACGGCGACUUGUUGACCGCUUUGAAUCACGACCAAAGGCGUGCCAUCGCAAGAGCGUAUUUGCAGAUCCAGACGCAGCGGCUCAGGCGCAUCGCGGCGCCGCAGAUGAACUUGAUCAUUUGCAAAAAACGGGACAUGAACAAAGCCGUCGCGUGCGCCAACGUGUACAGCGACUGGCUUAGCACAGACAUUUACAGCGAGAUUUCCGACUUCACACUGAAGGAGGACCAGCAAUUCUGCCACAACAUUCAAGAAUCCAUGACGGCCAACGCCGAGAGGAUGCAGGGCUUCUCCAAAGCCGUCGAGGCUGGACAUGGCAAGCCAGGCCAAUACCAGUUGGUUUGUGAUUACUCAGACCACUUCCUUGCAACCGAUAAGGGCCGCAUGAACACAUACUACUGUUGCGGCGGCAAGACGAACUACAGCAUGGAGAAAAAGAAACAC